Messenger RNA from Nicotiana tabacum (common tobacco), 593 nucleotides. Lineage: Eukaryota; Viridiplantae; Streptophyta; Magnoliopsida; Solanales; Solanaceae. The record is from RefSeq and is a predicted model, not a curated record.
AAUCGGGCAGUUCAAGCUGAAGGAGAGAUGAUACGAGGAAGGACGAAACUCAGGCAAGCAGGCAAACAAAUCCGUAGUGUCAUACAGUCAGCAUAUAAGAUAGAAAGGCAAGCUGCAGGCCUGAAAGAUGUUCUUAGGGAGCUUCCCCGAAGAGAAGUUUCACGAUUCCGGUCACAAGUUUCCAACCUUGCUUCAGAGGCAAAAAAGGAAAGGAAUGUUCUCACCAAGGAAGUUACGAAGAUAAGCAAUUAUGGCAUAUCUGUCUGACUGAACUGCACUGUUUUUUUGUAUGAUCCAAUACAUGCCGGACGUGAGGUGCCAGAUACUGUUUCUAUGUUUCUCCCUUCACCUGGUCCCCUUUUCCUUUUCACUUAAGAAAGAGCAUUUUGGGGAGCUCUAAUUCUGGUCGUUUAUAGUUUGGUUAUGUCAACUCUAAACUUUGCUGCAGCCUAGAGGAGAAAUUUGGCGGGGUGGUGGUGGUGUUCAUCGGUCAGUUUGGUACGGUUUUGAAAGAUUUCGGUUUCUGUAUUUUCGUUUUUAAAAAUGUUAUACUAACAUACUGAAAUAAAUUCGGUAUAUGUUUCGGUUUCUCA